Papaver somniferum (opium poppy) is the source of this 474-nucleotide messenger RNA. RefSeq lists its product as uncharacterized. The transcript has a single exon. The record is from RefSeq and is a predicted model, not a curated record. Bases 1 to 474 code for a protein of 157 amino acids. Lineage: Eukaryota; Viridiplantae; Streptophyta; Magnoliopsida; Ranunculales; Papaveraceae.
AUGUAUCCGUAUAGACUUGUCUUCGGUAAAGCCUGUCACUUGCCUGUAGAAUUAGAACACCGAGCUUAUUGGGAUAUUAAACGGCUAAAUUUUGACCUACCUACUUCUGGUGAUAACCGUAGACUUCAGCUCAAUGAGUUAGAAGAAAUUCGUAAUGAUUCUUACCAAAAUGCGAAAAUUUACAAGGAGAAAACCAAAGUUUUUCACGACAAAUCAAUUCUUCGAAAGUCGUUUACACCAGGCCAGAAAGUUCUCUUGUAUAAUUCUCGCCUUCACCUUUUUCCUGGUAAGCUUAGAUCUCGCUGGACUGGCCCAUUCUAUGUCAAGACCGUGUAUCCGCACGGUGCUAUUGAGGUUAGGAAGCAUGAUACUGGAGAGACUUUUAAAGUCAACGGUCAGCGGUUGAAACCAUUUAUCGAAUUGACCAACCCUGAAGUGGAUACAAAUUUACAGGAUCUCGUUUAUCACGACUAA